ACUGGGUAGCUUACCCUACUUGAUUAUAUUUACCACUCGUCUUCGUCCAUGUGAACGCACCAUUACAAGGCUCAGUUGCUAUAGCAACUUGUGCCGGUGGAAACUUGUGUUUAUUAGGUUUUUUGUUGUUGCGUUUUUCACAUGCGAUUCAUUCGUCAUCAUGAAAGCGUUCUUCAUUGUUUUUCUGUUGUUUAUCGUAAGUAGUGAUACGUUGUCGAAUCAAGUGGACGUGGACAGCAAUGGAUACAUUGUUUAUUGCCCCUGUAUGGGACGGUUCGGUAACCAGGCAGAUCACUUUCUGGGUGCUCUCGGCUUCGCCAAAGCUCUCAAUCGAACAUUUGUCAUUCCUCCCUGGGUGGAAUACAGGACUGGAGAGGCUGCUUCCAUGCAAGUCCCCUACGACACAUAUUUCAAUGUAACGGAGUUGGAAAAAUGUCAUAAAGUCAUUCUAAUGGAGAAAUUUAUGGAGGAGCUGGCACCUCUAGUGUGGCCAGCCUCACAGAGGAUAUCGUUUUGUUAUUCACCACGUGGAAGCGAGGACACCUGCAACGCCAAGGAGGGAAGCCCCUUCGGUCCCUUCUGGAACAGAUUCAACGUAGACUUCGUAGAUUCAGAGUUUUACGGGCCCUUCCACUAUGACGUGUACCACACUGAUAUUGCAAGCCAGUGGAAGAGAAAAUAUCCAUCGAUUUCCUGGCCAGUGCUGGCGUUCACUGGUGCUCCAGCGAGUUUUCCAGUGCAAUUGGAGAACAAAUACCUCCAGAAGUGCGUGGUGUGGAACGACGAAUUGCAGAAGAAGGCGAGGAAGUUUAUAAAAGAGACUUUGCCCAAGGGCGCCUUCAUCGGGAUUCACCUCAGAAAUGGAAUUGACUGGGUGAGGGCCUGCGAGUUCAUCUCAAGCACCCCCAACUUAUUUGCUGGCCCUCAGUGCCUGGGAUACAGGAAUGAGAGGGGGAAGGCAACCCCAGGAAUGUGCCUGCCUUCUUUGGAGCUCAUUCUCAAGCACAUUAAACGAGUCAUUAGGAAUGGGAAGAAUAUAAAAUCAGUCUUCGUCGCAUCUGACAGUAAUUACAUGAUUGGGGAUCUCUCGAAAGCACUUUCGAGGAUGGAAAUCACUGUGCAUAGACAGCCCGACCCAGUGUCUCCACACCUCGACCUAGCAAUUCUAGGAAGAGCUAAUUAUUUUAUAGGAAACUGUAUUUCUUCAUACAGUGCAUUUGUCGCGAGGGAACGAGAUGUCAAGGGAUAUCCAACGUUCUUCUGGGGCUUCCCUCCGGAAAGAUCAUCUACCUCAACACCACGAGAAGAAUUAUGAAAAAUUCAUUCGCCGUGAACACUAAUAUUCAUUCAUUCAAUUUUUCAUGUACAUUGUUGACGUUAAAAAUGAUUUCGACGUAAGAAUAAAGAAUUGCCAAGGAUUUUUGCUUUCGAAUGGAAGCUUUGUGA
Diachasma alloeum is the source of this 1446-nucleotide messenger RNA. RefSeq names its product GDP-fucose protein O-fucosyltransferase 1 (gene O-fut1). The transcript is spliced from 6 exons. NCBI's taxonomy places the organism in Eukaryota, Metazoa, Arthropoda, Insecta, Hymenoptera, Braconidae. Gene Ontology annotation, molecular function: peptide-O-fucosyltransferase activity. Bases 161 to 1315 code for a protein of 384 amino acids. The record is from RefSeq and is a predicted model, not a curated record. Gene Ontology annotation, biological process: protein O-linked glycosylation via fucose; Notch signaling pathway.